Molecule: messenger RNA, 1529 nt
Organism: Megachile rotundata (alfalfa leafcutting bee)
Lineage: Eukaryota; Metazoa; Arthropoda; Insecta; Hymenoptera; Megachilidae
Product: sodium channel protein Nach
Biological process (GO): sodium ion transmembrane transport
Cellular component (GO): plasma membrane
Molecular function (GO): ligand-gated sodium channel activity
Source: RefSeq, a predicted model, not a curated record
ACAGCGCGAGGAAUUACGACAAAGUUCCAUUACUUUUCCGACAUGCUGUAUAACAAGGUGCUACCUUGACUAACUAGCGCAAAAUAAGAGAUAAGAUAAAUUAAUCGAAUAAUAUGAAUAAUAAAUACAGCUUGACAUGCGAUCGCAGACAUUAUUUUCCCACUUAAACGGUAGUUUGGUUUACAAAAUCGGAGCAGAUACAAACUUACCGCGAUAUGAAGUAUAAUUACAAACCAAAUUUGGAAGAAUUGCAUUCCAGUUUGAAGUAUAGAUCAAGGGAAUAUAUUUUGGAGAACACGUUGCAUGGAGUCCCAUAUUUCGCGGACCAAACUCGACCUAAAUGGGAAAGGGUGAUGUGGUUUAUUUUAACGAUGGCGUCCGUCUUGGCUGUUGUCGCCAUAAUCGUGAUAGUUUUGGAGAAAUUUGAAACUGAACCAACCAUAACGGGUUUAGAUACGGUGACGGAUCAUAUUAGUAUAGAAUUCCCUAAAGUUUACAUUUGCUUCAAUUGGAAUCAUCUGAAUCAUUUAAACUUACCACAAAAUGAAAUAGAAUUGUACGAACAAGUAUACAAUUGGACUUGGGGUACCACCAUUAAUUUUGACGUACUAGAAUCUCUUUAUAGCAAGAAAAACAACUUCCGUAGUAAUUUUGAAAAUAUGAGUCCCACCUGCACCAGUUUGAUUAGCAACUGUGAAUAUAAAAAUGAGAAAAUACCAUGUAACGAAUUAUUUACGAAAGGCCUUGUUGCUGUGGGUGAAUGCUGUAUACUCAAGACUGUGGAGCCCCUUAAACAUACGGAUAUUUCAUGGAGUCUCGAAUUUGAAACUUUAAACUUUAACUCUCCUUGGAGAUUAUAUUUUACUACAAACGACGCUCCAAGCCCGCAACCAGAUGAAAGACAGAUAAUAGAAGCUUAUUAUCCGUCACACAUCGAAUUUGUCACCGACAUAACGUACACGACAUCCGACAUUAGUUAUUUAACUCUUCAUCAACGGAAGUGUCUUUACAGAGCCGAAGAUACGAAUGUAAAUGAAUGCCAGAUCAAUUGUUUAACUGAUCUACUGUUAGAACGCUGUCAUUGUUUACCAUGGUUCUUAUCGGAUGUCGAUAAGAAAGAAUGUUCUUUACCGAUGUAUUCGUGUUUGAAUAAUCAUUAUCUCGACACGAGAAAUUGCUAUUGUUGGCUUCGCUGUAAUCACACGUCGUAUACAGUACGAACUAUAGCAAAAUCGACUAAUAACAAGACCAAAAUUAUGUUAAGAAAUUGGCCAGCAGCACUUUACAAGAGGGAAAUGCGAUUUGGUUAUUUAGAUUUACUUGUAUCGUUUGGAGGUAUUGCGAGUCUCUUCUUAGGAUAUUCGUUGCUGACUUCCGUUGAAAUGGGGUAUUAUUUUAGUCUCAGGACGUAUUGCGGAGCUGUACUUAUGUCAUCUCGUGAAAAAUGUAGCAUAAUAACUGUUUAUGUAAUGGAGAAAGUUCGUCCGAAAAAAGAUGAUGAUCUGAAAUACUAUCCAUAUAUCGAUUAG